Molecule: messenger RNA, 1395 nt
Organism: Lycium ferocissimum
Lineage: Eukaryota; Viridiplantae; Streptophyta; Magnoliopsida; Solanales; Solanaceae
Product: G-type lectin S-receptor-like serine/threonine-protein kinase At4g27290
Exons: 6
Coding region: 1-1395 (464 amino acids)
Biological process (GO): protein phosphorylation
Molecular function (GO): protein kinase activity; ATP binding
Source: RefSeq, a predicted model, not a curated record
AUGGAUAUUUUUUCUCAAGGUUGUGUUAGGAAAAAAAAUUUGAGCUGUGGUAAUUCCAGUGCUACUUUUAAGGACAGGUUUAGGAUGAUACCCUAUGUGACAUUACCCAAAUACUAUGAAACUGUCAAAGUCACAAGUGCAACACAAUGUGAAUCUACUUGUUUCAAUAAUUGUUCUUGUACUGCUUAUGCUUAUGAUGGAACUGAAUGUUUAACUUGGACUGGAGAAUUGCUAAAUCUGCAACAGCUAUCUCAAGAUGAUCAUAGAGGAAGAAACUUGUUUAUCAAACUUGCUGCUUCUGACUUUCCAAGUGAUGACCAAGGCCAAAGGAACUUUUUGGCUCACUUGCAGAGUAGAGAUAACGAUUUGACAAAUGAAGAUGAUGACAAUAACAUCGAUAUUGUUCCAUUUUUUAGUUUUGAAAGCAUAUUAGCUGCUACAAAUCAAUUCUCAGAGGCAAACAUGCUGGGCCAAGGAGGGUUUGGUCCCGUUUAUAAGGGUAAAUUUCUAGGAGGACGAGAGAUUGCAGUUAAAAGAUUAUCAACUCAAUCUCGACAAGGCAUAGAAGAAUUCACGAAUGAAGUGUUAUUGAUCGCCAGAGUUCAACAUAGGAAUUUGGUUAAACUUUUGGGCUAUUGUGUAAAGGGCAGAAACGAAAAGAUUGUACUUUACGAGUUCAUGUUAAAUAAAAGCUUGGACACCUUCAUAUUUGAUCAACAAAAUCGCGCACUACUGGACUGGAAAAAGCGAUUUGAUAUUAUUGUUGGAAUUGCCCGUGGAAUGUCUUAUUUACACCAUGAUUCAAGGUUGACAAUCAUCCAUAGAGAUCUGAAAACUAGUAAUAUUUUACUAGACGAAGGAAUGAACCCCAAGAUUUCGGAUUUUGGCUUAGCAAGGAUUGUCCAAGGAGAUUAUACACUAGCAAAUACAACAAAAAUCGCUGGAACCUGUGGCUAUAUGUCUCCGGAGUACAUGUUGAAUGGAGUGUUCUCAACCAAGUCAGAUGUUUUUAGUUUUGGAGUAAUAAUACUCGAGAUUGUCAGUGGCAGAAGAAACACUGGAUUUUAUCAAUGCGAAGAAGCAAUGAACCUCAUACAAUAUGCUUGGAGACUGUGGACAGCAGAGAAGGCAAUCACUAUGGUUGAUGAAUCGUUACUUGAAACAUGUAACAUGGAUGAAGCACUAAAAUGCAUAAAUAUUGGUCUCUUGUGUGUACAAGAACACCCUUGUCAACGUCCCAGUAUGUCAAGCGUCAUAUUAAUGCUUGGGGGCGAAAGCAUGAUCCUUCCGAAACCUAACCAGCCAGCUUUUGUGGCUAGAACUGCUAUUUCUAGUAAAUCUACAACUUCGUAUACCAAGAAUGGGCUAACAAUUACAAUUGAACAAGGUCGAUAA